Messenger RNA from Nelumbo nucifera (sacred lotus), 1762 nucleotides. RefSeq names its product bifunctional purple acid phosphatase 26. NCBI's taxonomy places the organism in Eukaryota, Viridiplantae, Streptophyta, Magnoliopsida, Proteales, Nelumbonaceae. The record is from RefSeq and is a predicted model, not a curated record. Gene Ontology annotation, molecular function: acid phosphatase activity; metal ion binding.
CAAAUGCGACUAGAGGAAGUCCAGUCAGGUAUUCACGACCCAUGGUCUGCUGUGUCUUCUCUCAGCCUCUCACGGUCCUCUUCUGUACAAAGUAACUAUUGGUUGAUCAACUAUUAUUUUAGAGAGUAUGGGAGUAAAGACAUGGUUGUUUCAGCUUCUACUUCUAUCCUUUGUUCUUUUGAGCACUGUGAACAAGGGGAGUGCAGGGAUCACUAGUACUUUUAUUCGUUCUGAAUGGCCAUCUACUGACAUUCCUCUUGACAAUGAAGUAUUUGUAGUUCCAAAGGGUUAUAACACACCACAGCAGGUGCAUAUCACUCAAGGUGACUAUGAUGGAAAGGCUGUAAUUAUCUCGUGGGUAACAACUGAUGAACCAGGCCCUAGUAAAGUUCAAUAUGGCACAUCAGAGAAGCAAUACAGUUAUAGUGCUGAGGGAAUAAUUACAAACUAUACGUUUUACAACUAUAAAUCUGGCUACAUUCAUCACUGCCUUGUAGAUGGCCUUGAGUAUGACACGAAGUACUAUUACAAGAUUGGAGUGGGUGAUUCUUCUCGAGAAUUCUGGUUUCAAACACCUCCAAAAAUUGAUCCAGAUGCCCACUAUACCUUUGGAAUUAUAGGCGAUUUGGGCCAAACAUAUAAUUCUCUUUCCACUCUUGAGCAUUACAUGCAGAGUGGAGGUCAGACUGUCUUAUUUGUUGGAGAUCUCUCCUAUGCUGACAGAUAUGAAUACAAUGAUGUUGGAAUUCGAUGGGAUUCAUGGGGCCGUUUUGUGGAGCGAAGUGCUGCAUAUCAGCCAUGGAUUUGGACAGUUGGGAAUCAUGAAAUUGAGUAUAUGCCUAAAAUGGGGGAAGUUGUUCCUUUCAAAUCAUAUCUCAAUAGAUAUGCAACACCUUAUAUGGCCUCCAAAAGCACUGAUCCUCUUUGGUAUGCAAUUCGACGUGCAUCUGCUCAUAUCAUUGUUCUGUCCAGUUAUUCUCCUUUCGUGAAAUACACACCUCAAUGGCACUGGCUGAGAGAAGAACUAAAAAGAGUGGACAGAGAGAAGACACCUUGGCUUAUUGUUGUUAUGCAUGUUCCCAUAUACAACAGUAAUGAAGCCCACUUCAUGGAAGGUGAAAGUAUGCGACCAGUAUUUGAGAAGUGGUUUAUCCAUUACAAAGUUGAUCUCAUCUUUGCAGGCCAUGUUCAUGCUUAUGAAAGAUCAUAUCGUAUCUCCAAUAUACACUACAAUGUAUCAAGUGGUGAUCGUUACCCUAUACCUGACAAAUCAGCUCCUGUAUACAUCACUGUUGGAGAUGGAGGAAAUCAGGAAGGUCUUGCUGGAAGGUUCAGGGACCCACAACCAGAUUAUUCUGCAUUUAGGGAAGCCAGUUAUGGACAUUCUACCUUGGAGAUAAUGAAUAGAACACAUGCAUUCUACCAUUGGAACCGCAAUGAUGAUGGGAAAAAGGUGGCAACUGAUUCUGUCAUAUUCAACAAUCAGUACUGGGCAAGCAAUCUGCAGCGGAGGAAACUGAAGAAGCAUCAAUUCAUGAAUGUUGUUAGCCAUGCAACUUACUAAUGGGAUUUUUCAGGUUGUUUCUUAUUCGUCAUAUGUUAAAAAGAGGGAAAUAGCUGUUGGAAUUGAAAACGUUCCUAAGUUUGCAGAAAUAAAUGUUUAAGUGCUGUUCAGUUUGUAGUUUAUUUCAACCAGAGAGCUUGACAUGCAUAGAGAGUGGGCUUCUAUUUAAUGAUCAAUCGACUAAAAUCCUUGCCAUAA